AAGAGAUACAAGUUUAAAUGUUUUUUCUUCGACUGGCAACACCGACGACAAUUGUCAUUUUCAGCUGGCCGUAAUAAUAAAUAAAUUUUAAUUGUUUAUCAUACAAAUAUUAUAAUUUCAAUAUUGUUAUUAGUGAUCUAAUAGUGUAAUUAGUGUCGAUUGUUGUUUGUGUACAGUUUAGUGGUGUAUUACUUGCAAAAAUCGACAUUACAAAUAGUGUACCGGCCAUCUGUCAAACUGUUCGUGAACAACUAAGUUUUAUUCAAAAUUAUUUUGCAAUUGUUUCUUGGAUUUAUCCCAAGAAACUCAUAAUCAUUGCAAGUUUUACAUAAAAUAUUCAUAUUAAGUUAAAUUAAUAAUAAUUAUAGUGAAGUUCGGUUGUUGCAUACGUCGAAGGAAAAAAAUACCCACUAAUUUAAUUGAACCCACUCGUGUAACCGCUACGACUGCUACUUGUCUUGACAAUGUUUUUUGUAACUGUAACGUCGGAUACUAGAAGAGCAGAUGCAUUUGAUCUACGUUACUCUGCCCAACAACUCCGGAAUGAAACUCGGAUCAAGACCGACUGGGAUAGCUACCAUAACAACAAUCGACUUAGAGCAAGAAUCUAUGAAAUUGAACAAUGGAAGUCAACACUACAAGAGCUUCUCGAACGCUUAGACAGAGAGAUGGCGGCCCUGAAAGAAGAAAAGGCUUCUACUGAAAGAGAAUUGGAGCUACUAAAUAUGCCUCUUCUAGUCUGUUCUGAAUGUUUAUCAAAUAGAGAUGGGAGAAGAAGUACAGAGUUGACUUACGACCUUGCUGAUACUGAGCUGAAAAAAGAGUUAUGCGUAACGGAAAGUAACAAGAAAAUGUUAAUUGACCGAUGUCAAUCAGCGUGGGAGAAGAUUAACAAGUUGGAAGUGGUUAAAUUCAAACUCCAACUAGACUUGAAUGACAAAAACGAAGCUCUGCAAAUCGACAAAGACAUGCUCAAUUUGGACAAGGAUUGCGCCAACAUCACGUACAAAACUGAUUCGUUGAAGAAUCCGAAAAGAAUGAUAACAUAUAACCAAUGGCUUGAGAAAUGCGAAUCCAUAAAGAAAAUGGCAAUGGAUGAGUUGCAAGACACGUUGCGUUUGCGUGAAGCUCUCUUUGUAGCGAGAGGACGAGCAAGGAACGCUCUUCGGGCACAAACUGAUGUUACCAAUUAUAUGCUACGCAGACGUAUAUAUGAUACGCAAAGAGCGAGGAAUGAGUUGGAAUGGCAAAAAAUGAAGAUGGAAGAAAACAUGGACAAGCUGAAUACUGAAUUAAAAACAAUAGGUGAACAAUUCGCUGACAAGGUUAACGCGCUGAAAGUGGCGGAGACCCGCUUAGAAACCCGUGGAUACAGACCCGGCAUUGAGCUAGCUGGUGAUGAAGCCGAUAUAGGUCUGAAGGAGGAAGUCCGAAAUCUCAGAGAGACUAUCCGACAGUUGCAGGAUAAGCGGGACUGCGCUAAAGCUACUUACAACGCGCUAGAAGCUACCUCUAUCAAGAUUGCAAUAGAUUUGAACGACAAGAACCAAUCUUUAGAAACAGAUAUUCGAGCAUUGGAAAUGAGAUCCGCCCUAGAACCUAAGAGACCUCAAGGCACUGAUAAAAAUCUGAUUCUCGCAAGCAUGGCUGAUGAAAUACCGAAUGUCGAGAACUAACAUUUGAACACAAGGACGAAUUUAUCAAAACGAAAUGCUUCAAAAUUUUAUAUAAUAAAUUUACUAAUGUAUCAAACUAUCUGACCUCUUGACUCCUUAUAUCCUUGAGUCCAAAUAUCACAAUCCACGGGACGAUAUGGUAUUCGGACUAAUACUAAUUUAUCACUUUUUUGUCUACCUAUAGAAAACAGCAUUAAAUUUCCACACAAUGCAAUAGUGGAAAUCGCAGCUAAAUCGGUUGAGCCGUUUCCGAGACGUACCUACACACAUACAGUUAUAGGGACAAAAAUUCUAACACACAUUAUUUUCGUAAUAAUAUAUAUUCUUAUAUACCUUCCAGUACAGAACAGAGAGGUACAUCUGUGUAUAUAUGGUAUAAUUCUGCUUUUUUUUUAUGCUAUACUCAAAUAUAUGUAUGUAUUUAGUAAGGCUGUUUCUUGUAUUUAGUAAUAGAAAAUGCAAGAUUAAUGUAGCCUGAGGUUUAUAAAUCCCGUUUUAUACAUAUCAUGUUAGGAUUAUUAUAAUUUUUUAAAUAUAAUAGGCCUCUCGUGUGCAGUGAAUACCUAUUAAAAAUUUGUAUAUUUACAUCGGCGAAGUAUACGAUAACGCAAAUCCUAUUAUGUAAUAUUUUUCACCAGAUUCUUUCGCUAUUAUUAUAAACACUCUGUAAUUAUUUUAUCUAUAUUUAUCAGUACAGUAAAGUUAUUCUCUGGCUGUCUAACUAUUGUAGCUAAUAAUAAAUUCAGUACUUAACCCAAAUCCAUGUUAAAUCUUCAGUGACACGUUCAUAUUGUAACUGAAUUGAUGUAGUAUCAGAUUGAGUUUCGACCCGUAGCAGUUUCAACGUCGUAUAUCUUGCGGUUUUGACCAGAGCGAUUUGAUUGGUUUCCAGUUUCAGAACUCUAUCAAGUGUAACUGUUGGGAAUGUAGUUUUAAGUUCCGAUUGUCUGUGAAGUUGAAAAUUUAUAGUUUAAAGUUAUAUUUAGUAAAAUAAACAUUG
This is a messenger RNA of Achroia grisella, 2676 nucleotides long. Its product is annotated as tektin-B1-like. Bases 465 to 1676 code for a protein of 403 amino acids. Lineage: Eukaryota; Metazoa; Arthropoda; Insecta; Lepidoptera; Pyralidae. Gene Ontology annotation, cellular component: nucleus; microtubule cytoskeleton. The transcript has 8 exons. The record is from RefSeq and is a predicted model, not a curated record. Gene Ontology annotation, biological process: cilium assembly; cilium movement involved in cell motility.